Phanerochaete carnosa HHB-10118-sp is the source of this 474-nucleotide messenger RNA. RefSeq lists its product as uncharacterized. The record is from RefSeq and is a predicted model, not a curated record. NCBI's taxonomy places the organism in Eukaryota, Fungi, Basidiomycota, Agaricomycetes, Polyporales, Phanerochaetaceae. The annotation marks the transcript as partial. The transcript has 3 exons.
GACCUUGAGAGGGCAAAAGAGCUUUUCCAAAACUACCUUGAUGGAUUCUUCAAGAUGCACCCCAAGCACAUCAAGCCAAAUAUCUACUACUCGACUCAUAUAUUUGACCAGAUCCCUGACUACGGCCCUAUGUAUGGCUUCUGGACGUACCUGUUUGAACGUCUGAACAACAUUCUGAAAGGCUACUCUGUGAACGGACAUGGCGGCGGUGAGCUGGAAGUAACCUUCUUCCGCAAGUUUAGCCGCCAAGUCAAGUUACGGUCCAUGUUGAAUAACCUUAGCGCGAUCUCUCUUGAAGGCGUGUCCCAAGAGGAUGUCGUGAUAAGAGACACGGCAUGUAUUCUUACAAAGGGUGACGGCGAAGCUCGCGGAACGGUCACUGACCUUGCGCGGGAUGCUGCGGUAAAAUCGGAGGAGAGUAAGCUGUCUCAUAUACACAUGAUAUGCAAACCUACUAGCUACUUUGUUCAGUGA